UCCUCGCGCAGCGCGCGGCUCAUCACCAAGCGGCACUACCUGAAGCACGACUGGUGCAAGACGGAGCGGCUGUGCAACUCGUUCUACAUCCCGCGCGAGGGGCGCGCCGACCGCCGGCCGUUCCGCUCGUGCCCGGCGUGCGCACCGCGCCGCUGGAAGACGGUGGCGGUGACGUUCCACUGUCCGGGUCAGAUGCCGGCGCGCCGUCGCCGUCUCGUCCGGCUCGUCAAGAAGUGCCGCUGCAUGGCGCAGCGCACCGGCCACUGA
Molecule: messenger RNA, 267 nt
Organism: Pollicipes pollicipes
Lineage: Eukaryota; Metazoa; Arthropoda; Thecostraca; Pollicipedomorpha; Pollicipedidae
Product: gremlin-1-like
Exons: 2
Biological process (GO): animal organ morphogenesis
Molecular function (GO): BMP binding; receptor ligand activity
Source: RefSeq, a predicted model, not a curated record